ACUCUUCUCACCAUCCCCUACGAGAUUCGCCAUAUGAUCUACCUAGAGAUCCCGUACCUCAAAAUGGACCAACCACUCGUUUACUGUACGUCUGUUUUCAAUGGGCGCAAACACCAUCCUCUGUCCGGCAUCUGUCGCCAGAUCCGUGCCGAGGCCUCGGAAAUCUAUUACAGCUCCAACACAUGGUUAAUCAAAACGGAGUACAAGAUGUUCUAUGACGGCUUUGUCAAAUGGAUUAAAUCACUGGACCGCUACAGCGUACAGGCCCUCCGUUUUCUGCAUCUCAGCCUCCGUGGUCCCCUAUUUUAUAAAUCAAGGGCUCGUCCGCAUAUCCAUGAUCUAGAGCUCGAGCGCAAGUUCUCUCGGGCAAAAUACAGCUACACCACGUACAGUAUUGAUCUCAGUGAGAAAUAUGAGAAUGGGAAAGUCGAGAUAGUGAGCUGCCUUGGCGGGAGGGAGGUCGCUGUCACGCUGAAGAAAAUUCUGGAGGUUCACGUCAAAGGUCUUUGGGAGAAGAAGGCUAAAGGCGAGAUGCGGGCUAAAGACGUGAAGAGAGUUGUGGACGAGAUGCUCGAAAUUUGCGGCUGGUGGUAA
Messenger RNA from Aplosporella prunicola CBS 121167, 594 nucleotides. RefSeq lists its product as uncharacterized. Lineage: Eukaryota; Fungi; Ascomycota; Dothideomycetes; Botryosphaeriales; Aplosporellaceae. The transcript has a single exon. The record is from RefSeq and is a predicted model, not a curated record. The annotation marks the transcript as partial.